GAUAUACUGUUAAUCAACACGUUAACUAAUAUUUUAUUCUAUUCAAUAUAUUCUAAACCCCCAGGUACCCUUUCAACGCGUCCCAGUCUCCAAUGUACGAGAUCGCCUACCUACAUCAGUCGCUGUCUCUAAUGCUGUCAGCUAGUAUGAACGCCAGCAAAGAUAUUGUAGUAAUGGCGCUUAUUGCUCAAUGUCGCUGCAGAUUUCGACUCAUUAACAUUGCAUUAAAAGGGUUGUGCAGAGAUUUGCAUAUUGUUAAUAACCGUUUAUCUAAGAAGCAAGAAGAGAUUGUGACAGUUCGCCUCGGUAAUUUUAUAGCUGAGCAUCAAGAUACCUUGGAGACAGUGAAUGAACUAGAACGCUGCUUCACGCAGCCGACCUUCGCACAGUUCACCGUAUCACUAGCCAUCAUAUGCGUAACCGCCUUUCAGCUUGUUUUUCAAACCGGUAAUAUGCUUCGAAUGCUAUCUAUGACCUUCUAUCUCCUAAAUAUGGUGGACCAAGUAUACCUUUACUGUCGCGAAGGAAACGAACUUACUAUUGAGAGUGAAAACGUGUCACGUUCUGCGUACGAGUGGCCGUGGUAUACGUGUAGCGUGCGUGUACGUCGAUCAACGUUGAUCCUAAUGACGCGUUGUUGCCGCACCGCCAAGCUCACAGCUGGGGGAUUUACUACUCUUUCUCUUACUACGUUUGUGAGCAUUUGCAAAGCAUCGUAUUCUUUCUUUACUGUCCUUAAACAAGUAGACGAAGACACUUAAAAAUAUUAUAACUUAUCUUAAAUUUAAAUAGCG
Messenger RNA from Pieris rapae (cabbage white), 794 nucleotides. Its product is annotated as odorant receptor Or1-like. Gene Ontology annotation, cellular component: plasma membrane. The transcript is spliced from 5 exons. Bases 93 to 761 code for a protein of 222 amino acids. NCBI's taxonomy places the organism in Eukaryota, Metazoa, Arthropoda, Insecta, Lepidoptera, Pieridae. The record is from RefSeq and is a predicted model, not a curated record. Gene Ontology annotation, biological process: sensory perception of smell; detection of chemical stimulus involved in sensory perception of smell. Gene Ontology annotation, molecular function: olfactory receptor activity; odorant binding.